GUAAACGGAUCUACGCUCCAAACCCAAUAAGAAAAACCCCGCAAUCUUAAACCCUCGUCUUCUUCAUCUCUCCAACGCCGCCUCAAGUUUGUGAGGGGUUAAAAAAAGGGCAUUUUGAACAAAUAAAGCCCUAGAAAUCCCCUUCCCAAUCCCCAAUCGAAGAAGUAAAGCGAUGGGAAUCUUCGAACCCUACCGUGCAAUUGGCUACAUCACCAGCGAAGUCCCCUUCUCCGUUCAGAGAUUGGGCACCGAGACUUUCGUCACCGUCAGCGUCGGCAAAGCUUGGCAAGUUUACAACUGUGCUAAACUGAGUUUGGUGAUGGUUGGGCCUCAACUACCGAAGAAGAUUCGAGCUCUUGCGUCAUAUCGAGAGUAUACUUUUGCUGCAUUUGGGACUGAAGUUGGUGUGUUUAAACGUGCUCAUCAGGUAGCAACAUGGAGUAAACACAAUCACAAGGUUAAUCUUUUGCUCUUACUUGGAGAACAUGUCUUAAGUGUUGAUAUUAGAGGCAAUUUAUUCAUCUGGGCAUUCAAAGAUGUAGAGCAAAAAUUUGAACCAGCUGGGCAUAUCUUGCUGGAGGAGAACUUCUCGCCAAGUUGCAUAAUGCAUCCAGAUACUUAUCUAAACAAGGUCAUUGUUGGCAGCCAAGAAGGUUCAUUCCAACUGUGGAACAUCAGCACGAAGAAGAAACUGUACGAAUUUAAAGGAUGGAACUCCUCUAUUUACUGUUGUGUGUCUUCGCCCGCUCUGGAUGUAGUUGCAGUUGGUUGUGCUGAUGGAACAAUCCAUAUUCACAACGUGCGUUAUGAUGAAGAGAUAGUUUCAUUUACGCAUUCUACACGUGGUGCUGUAACUGCCUUGGCUUUCAGCAGCGAUGGUCAACCUCUCCUAGCUUCUGGGGGUUCAUCAGGUGUGAUAUGCAUAUGGAAUUUGGAGAAGAAGAAGCUCCAGUCGGUUAUUCGAGAAGCACAUGAUAAAUCAAUAGUAUCACUUCAUUUCUUUGCCAAUGAGCCUGUUCUUAUGAGUGCUGCCUCCGAUAAUUCAGUGAAAAUGUGGAUUUUUGAUACAAGUGAUGGAGAAGCUCGUCUUUUACGCUUUCGAAGCGGUCAUAGUGCUCCUCCUUUAUGCAUCAGAUUCUACAGAAAUGGAAGGUGCAUAUUGUCUGCAGGUCAAGAUCGUGCUUUCCGGCUUUUCUCAGUAGUGCAGGACCAACAAAGUAGAGAACUUUCUCAGCGUCAUAUAACGAAAAGAGCCAAGAAACUCAUGAUGAAGGAAGAAGAGAUCAAGUUGAAGCCUGUUAUCACCUUUGAUGUUGCCGAGAUCCGUGAGCGUGAUUGGUGUAACGUUGUGACCUGUCAUAUGGAUACUCCACAAGCUUACGUGUGGCGUCUUCAGAACUUUGUCCUUGGUGAACAUAUUCUCACACCUUCCACCGACAAGCAAACACAUGUUAAGGCUUGCACAAUUAGUGCCUGUGGUAAUUUUGCUAUUCUGGGCACUGAGGGUGGCUGGAUUGAACGGUUCAACCUCCAAUCAGGGAUCAGCCGAGGCAGUUAUGUGGACAUUACUGAAUCACAAAGUUGUGCUCAUGAUGGGGAAGUGGUUGGAAUUGCCUGUGAUGCUACAAACAACAUCCUCAUAAGUGCAGGAUACCAUGGUGACAUUAAGGUCUGGGAUUUUAAAGCCCGUGUAGUAAAAUCUAGAUGGCAUGUUGGUUGUUCUCUCAUCAAGAUUGUUUAUCACCGGACAAAUGGUCUUCUGGCAACUGUUGCAGAUGACAUGGUUCUCCGUUUGUUUGAUGUUGUGGCUGUAAGAAUGGUGCGCAAAUUUGAAGGUCAUACAGAUCGUAUCACUGAUCUGUGUUUUAGUGAGGAUGGGAAAUGGCUUCUUUCUUCCAGUAUGGAUGGAACUCUUAGAAUUUGGGACGUCAUUUUGGCAAGACAGAUAGAUGCUCUCCAAGUUGAUGUCUGUAUAACAGCAGUAUCCCUUUCCCCUGCCAUGGAUAUUUUAGCUACUUCACAUGUUGAUCAAAAUGGUGUCUACCUUUGGGUUAAUCAGACUAUGUUCUCUGGAUCUUCCAAUGUGGAAUCAUAUGCAAGUGGAAACAAAGUACGAGGCACUCAUUUACCAUCUAUUUCUUCAAAAGAAAAAGCUGAAGAGCAAGAUUCAGUGGAUGCCUCAAAGGAUCAGUAUCAAAUAAAAAAGUCUCUCUCUACAGAAAAUUUUGCUCACCAAAUGCCUGAUCUGGUUACCCUUUCCUUGCUUCCAAGGAGCCAAUGGCAAAGUCUAACUAAUUUAGACAUAAUAAAGGUCCGCAACAAGCCAAUGGAACCUCCGAAGAAACCAGAAAAAGCACCUUUCUUCUUGCCCUCCACUCCAUCUCUUUCAGGAGAAAUAUUAUUUAAGCCUAAUGCAGUUGCUAACGGUGAUAAAAAAGAUACCAAGAAUCAGGAACUAAAGCACAGCAACCAGAAAAUGAAUUUAUCGUCUCAGUUUUCUCUUUUACUACACUCCUGUGCAGAAACUGGAGAUUUUUCAGCAUUCACAGACUACAUAAAAGGCCUGUCACCUUCGACACUUGAUGUAGAACUUCGUGUGCUUCAAAUAAUAGAUGAUGAAGAUAUGCAAGCAUUGGACCAGAGGCCAGAACUGCAGACAAUUGGAUUAUUACUCGAUUAUUUCAUUCAUGAGCUUUCAUGCAAGAACAACUUCGAGUUUAUUCAAGCUGUUAUUAAGUUAUUCCUCAAGAUCCAUGGCGAAACAGUCCGAAUGCAUUUGAGCCUACAAGAGAAGGCGAGAAGGCUUUUGGAAGUUCAGAGCUUAGUUUGGAAUAGGGUAGAUAAAAUGUUUCAAAGUGCCAGAUGCAUGGUUACCUUUCUCAGCAAUUCACAAUUCUGAAAGGAACUAAAAAUUUUGCAACGAGCCCACAAACAGACAACGUCGAGCUUUGUACUUGAAUGAAUGAAGAAGUUUGAGAUGGAGGGUGAUUGCUGCAGGGUAUCGUCGGCAGAAGGGUUAUGCUGCUUUGUAUUUGAAUGAAUGAAGAAGUUUGAGAUGGAGGGUGAUUGCUGCAGGGUAUCGUCGGCAGAAGAGUUAUGCUUGUAGUGGCAUCUGUUGUUUAAAUGUAUUUCAUAUAUAGGCAAUUUUGUUCAGUGUAAUCUUACAGAGAAUUAAAUUAUCUCCAGGCAGUCCAUCAGAGGUAUUUGUUUUCUAAUCUUAAAUUGCUCAUUGGUGGUGUCUUCUUAUCUCUGAUGAGUUAACCUAUGUAAUAUCUUAAAUUUUUUUUCCUUCUAAAUUUCUGGUGAAGAGAUGGGUAGAAUUAACCUUGAAA
Molecule: messenger RNA, 3332 nt
Organism: Asparagus officinalis (garden asparagus)
Lineage: Eukaryota; Viridiplantae; Streptophyta; Magnoliopsida; Asparagales; Asparagaceae
Product: WD repeat-containing protein 36
Exons: 19
Coding region: 173-2899 (908 amino acids)
Biological process (GO): rRNA processing
Cellular component (GO): Pwp2p-containing subcomplex of 90S preribosome; small-subunit processome
Molecular function (GO): protein binding
Source: RefSeq, a predicted model, not a curated record